Messenger RNA from Dictyostelium purpureum, 1067 nucleotides. RefSeq lists its product as uncharacterized. The record is from RefSeq and is a predicted model, not a curated record. The transcript is spliced from 3 exons. The coding region runs from base 66 to 1067 and encodes 333 amino acids. NCBI's taxonomy places the organism in Eukaryota, Evosea, Eumycetozoa, Dictyosteliales, Dictyosteliaceae.
AAUGUAUUACCUUAAAUAAUAAAAAACAAAAUAAUAGUAUAAUAAUAUAAAUAAAUAAUUAAACAAUGUAUUUAAAAAUAUCACUUACUUUUGGUGGUAUUAUUAUUCUAUUAAGUUUUUUCGUAGCUACUAAUUUAUUAGUAUCUUCCAAUGGAUCAAAUCUAUAUAAAACUAUAAUAGUAAAUUUUAAGGGAAAUGAAAAUCAAUUAAAAAACAUUACAUAUCAAGAAACACAAUUCUAUUUUGAUAGAUAUGUUGUUUAUACAUUUAAAGAUAUAUUUGUAAAUAUCAGCGACCCUGAUCAAGUAAUAUCAUCAUCGCACAAAUACCAUCACGACAACGAACUCUCUAUAAAAUGGGACUCUAUAGGCAACAAAAAAGAUUCUGAAAGAUAUUAUGAUAAUGUAAUCAAUAGUUAUUCAGGAUCAUCACCAUUAAAAAAAUUUUUUACAAUGUUAAAUUUUUUAAAUAAAGUGUGCAUAGUUUUUAGAUUUGUUCCAUUAUUUAUUUUCAUAAAAAGAUGCAAUCAUAUGGUAUAUUUUGAUAUUUUUUUAGAAAGUGAUAAAAAAAAAAGAAAUAUGAUAAAUAUUUUACUUUUUAUAUCAUAUUCUAUUUUAAAUAUUCUAAUGUAUAUAACAUUUUUCCUCAUGAUGGAUAUUCCCAGAGUAUUUAGAGAUCAAAAUAAAUUUUAUCAUGAAACCUCUAAUAUCUAUUAUGAUCAACUAUGUGACGGAUUUAAUAAAGAGAAACAGUAUUACUUUAAAUGUACAAAGUAUGAAGGCUCAAACAAAGUUAUAAAUACUUCAAAAGAUGAUUUAUAUUUACUAAAGUGGUAUCCUGACACAUUCUGGGUAUUUUGUAUAAUUUCAGCUGUUUUGGAUUCUCUCGGGUUAUUAACUGCAAUAUAUUAUUAUUUUACUAAUGAUGUACAUAGCAAUAUUGAUGAUGCUGAUGAAGAAAUGAAACAUAUUAAAAAAUCUGCAAUUAAAGAUAUAAAUAUUCAAAUUAAGGAGGAAUCAUUUGUAGAGAAAUCUUUUGAUGAUGAUUCAUUAUAUCAAUAUGGUUAA